CUUGAAGAAAUGGCAUCCGCAUUAGAGCAGCAGUGAUCUGGACCAGAGCCGCAGCAGGGAUGAAUGCAUCAGAUCAGUCCUCCUACCAAGAGGAGGUGAUGCUGGGUAACUCCACCUGGGCUUAUUACUACUAUCACCAAAACUACACCCUGUCCCCUCCACUGCUACCAGACAAGACCAGCACUUCCAAACCUGCAGCAUGUGAGCAGGUUCACAUCGCUAUAGAGUCUGGCAGUAGCCGACAUGCUGGUGAGCGUGUCCAACGCCUGGGAGACCAUCGUCAUUUACCUCCUCAACAACAGGCAGCUGGUGGUGGAGGACCACUUCAUCAGGCAAAUGGACAACGUGUUUGACUCCAUGAUCUGCAUCUCUGUGGUUGCGUCUAUGUGUAGCCUGCUGGCCAUUGCUGUGGACAGGUACGUCACUAUCUUCUAUGCGCUGAGGUAUCACAACAUCAUGACAGUGAAGAGAGCCGGCUGCAUCAUCGCGGGAAUCUGGACCUUCUGCACGGGCUGCGGGAUCGUCUUCAUCAUCUACUCAGAUACCACCCCCGUCAUCAUCUGCCUGGUCUCAAUGUUCUUCGCUAUGCUGCUCAUCAUGGCCUCCCUCUACAGCCACAUGUUCAUGCUGGCGCGCUCGCACGUCAAGCGCAUCGCCGCCCUGCCCGGCUACAACUCCAUCCACCAGCGGGCCAGCAUGAAGGGGGCCAUCACGCUGACCAUCCUGCUGGGGAUCUUCAUCGUCUGCUGGGCGCCCUUCUUCCUCCACCUGAUCCUGAUGAUCUCCUGUCCGCGGAACCUCUACUGCGUGUGCUUCAUGUCCCACUUCAACAUGUACCUUAUCCUCAUCAUGUGCAACUCUGUGAUUGACCCGCUCAUCUAUGCCUUCAGGAGUCAGGAGAUGAGGAAGACUUUUAAGGAGAUCAUCUGCUGUUACAGCCUGAGAAACGCCUGUACCAACAUCUGCGCUCUGACAGGCAAGUACUGAGAGAUGUGGACCGGUGACAGGAUGGAUGGGAUGGACUGAAUGGAUCUGACACUGGAGCAUAACCCUGAGAGAUUCUAUCAAAAUACACUGUUUAAGGACUGGUUCGUUGUCACUGCUCAGUCAGUACAGUGGACAGUCGAGCACAUAUUUGUCUUUUUAAAAGGAGACACGCAGAAUAUGCAGAAAGGUUAAACUAACUGUCUUCUAAUGUGUCUGCCAUGGAAACAAAGUGGCUAGUUUAUUAGGUACACUAUCUGAACUCACAGCAAGUACCAUUUAAAAUUCCUUUGAAAGUGUGUCACAGAAUACUGUUUGUGGCCUCCUUUUCAUUCUAGCUGAUAUUUCUUUUAUCCUCCUGCUGUGACCUUCUUUUUUAAAUCAGUGAGCUGUUACUACUCUGUGCUGACAGAAUAUUUUCCAUCAUUAGUAAACCUUAAAUGCAGUUGUGUAAGAGCGCUUAUAUACUUGCUUUUAGGUACCGUUCGUGUUGGCGUGCUCACCAUGGCUACCCCGCAUACCUAGCGUUGCAGUUACCUGUGUUUAUAUGAAGUCUGUCUCUGCUGCUGCUUUUUGUGCCGUAAUCUCAACAUUGAAGGUGAAUGCCACAGAUUUUGCAAGUUAAAGUCUCUUCACAGGUGUUGGAGAGUACUACUCCAUAAGUGAUAAAAGUUGCAUAAAGCCUUUUGUGACUCCACAGGUCUGAUAAAUGCCUUCAAGCAAUGUCACUUGAGUCAUGUCGGUUGGGGCUGAAGACUACAAGAUUAAAAUAAAAAAAUAAAAAAUCUGGAGGUGUUGAGUUGAAAAGAAGUGAUGUUAGCAGACGUCUGUAGCCGCUCCUCAUCUCUGCUUGAGGUUAGUGGCUCCAGAGUAGAUUAGCCACUAGCAGCAUAACACACCUAAAUCUCUACCUGAACUGUCAGCAGUCAAGUUGCGCUGUGGGUAAAAUAGGUGCAAGUUUUGAGAGAUAGAAGAAUUAAUGGAAUAAAAGAGAGGAUGUUUCUGGUUCUGCUGCAGUGAUUUUAAUAAUUUUUUUCAAAAUAAUUAAAAAUUUGCUUAAAGUUACGGUGGUUAGACAAAAUUACAAGGUCGGGCAGAGUUCACACCGGAAGGACUGAGGCAGGUCAGAAAACUGUCAAAGUACUUUUGUAACAGUUUAGAAGUCACUGACAAAUAUUCUGUCCUGCUAAUAGGAGCAUCAGAUUGUAGUUGCAUCAUGAGUGGCAAAUCAUGCUUACACCACAUGAUGUAACUCACGUAAAUUGGUUGAUGACUCUCAUACAGGACUUACUUCCUGUUUCCAGUAGGUGACACUGUGAAUAUAAGUGAAUAUUGGCAUUUAGAUGUGUUCAGAAAUGUGAAAUUUUUAAGUCAGUUAGAACAACUUGCUGUUUCUUGGCAAAGAGGGGGGCGUUUUUGAGCCAUUUUGCCACGCCUAUGUGCGCUCACUGCUCGGGCCCUAAAAAUGCUCUUACAUGUCAUUUUGGAAGACAAACUUCUUUGUUAUUUAGUACAGAGGACAUAGCAGCCACUACAUGAACACACUGUGAAAAAGCAAGUAUAUAAGCACUCUAAACAAACAAGUACUACAAAGGCAAUCUUAUGUUAAAUGAAAAAGAAGAAAGGGAGCACUAAGCUCCCAGUCUGUCAGAGGUUUGUACCUAACAGAUGAACUGCUCAUUUGGUGGAUUAUGUGUUCACACCUCUACAAACCUGAGAAACCACAAGGUAACACAUGUUACAGGCUCCUCAGACAUGUGUUACCUUGUUCCAGCCAACGUUCCCUCGGCUGCUGCAUUAGUUCCACAGUUAACCAGCAGCUUCCUCAAACCUGCCAGCAUUCAGCAGCCACCUCAGCUCCGAUUUGAAUGCGGAGUCACUCAUCUGCCUGUAUCUUUGUGUUAUUGACAGCUGCUCUAUUCUGUCAGAGUGCCCCCUGAUGAGCUCCUCAUAUCGCCUUCCCUGCCCCACGCUCUGCAUUACACUAUGUAAAGAUCCCAUGAGGUUACACUUGAAAUGUAAAAAAUUAAUGUACAAAUAGCUUCACAGUGCUCUCUAUAAGAUUGUGUUAGUGGCGCCUACCUCCCAACUGAGAAGCUUGACAGAACUUUAUCAAAAAAUGCAACCACUUGCUGAAACUGCUCUUCAUAUGAAAUUCUUCAUUAUGCAUCAUUUGUUAGUAAUAGAUGGUAAACAUUUGUUUCUCCAGUGUUACAU
Messenger RNA from Morone saxatilis (striped sea-bass), 3201 nucleotides. Its product is annotated as melanocortin receptor 5-like. Lineage: Eukaryota; Metazoa; Chordata; Actinopteri; Moronidae. Gene Ontology annotation, molecular function: melanocortin receptor activity. The record is from RefSeq and is a predicted model, not a curated record. Gene Ontology annotation, cellular component: membrane. Gene Ontology annotation, biological process: G protein-coupled receptor signaling pathway.